GGAUAAUGAUUCAGAUGUUAAUCUCCAUGUAGGCUAAUAAAGGGAGGAGGGUUUCGUUGUAUCAAGAAGUAGGGUUUGUGUUGCAGAGGGUAUGAAAGAGACGGGAAGGGAAAGAGAGGCAUCAAGGCAUCAAAGGUAGCAUACACAGUGGAGUAACUUGUGGCCUUCAAUCCAUACAAUCUCGAUAUUCUUCCAUACAGGGUUCAUCGCAAAUAUACAGCCUGGAUACCAAUCUCCGCCUUCUUCGCCUUUAGCAGAGCAAAAGAGUUUGUUGCUACGUUAUGGCGGGCAAGGGUGUUGGUUCGGUGGUAAAGGCAGUUGCAGAAUAUCAAUAUCCUUGGCGUGAGAAGUUAGUGAAAUACAAGGAUGAACUUGCUAAGGGAGUAUGGGGAUACUGGGACCUGGGGGCAUGGAAGCCAUUGAGUAUCAGUGCUCGACGACGUGCCCGACUGCGAAAGGAAGUGCUCCUUGCUGGGGAAGAUUGGCCCUAUGAUCCUGAAAGAAAGGAGAUGAAGACCAGGAGGAAAGGACACAAAUGUGAUAGGAUAUCUGCUGAGAAGCGGGAGAACACUGCAAAGUUGAUGGAGAAGAUGCCCCAGAUGUUGCAGGAUUACAAGAAGAGAAGGUGGCAGAAGAAGAUGAAGGAAGAAGACAAGGGAAAACUUUGAUUUUGCUCCUCUCUAAUUUGGGAAGUAUCGGAUUUGGUGAUUUUUCCUUCUGCAGGAUCUCACCAUGACACGGGCGUGAAAGAAUAAUCGCUUUGAUCUCUAAUUUUGUUUGCAAAGCUGUCUCCGGGAAGGGAAGUUAAGAGAUGACAUUUUCUAACUCAGUAAGAAAAUGAUUGCUCAAGAAGUGGAAAUAAAGGCUCUUCGAUUUCACCAUGAAACCCCCGAAGAUACAUGAAACUACCAAAGAUCAAUAUUGUUACUGAAACCAGCCAUUAUUCAUAAUUGGCCAUUUCACUUUAACUCAUUGAUGAAAAAUCAAGAUUUAAGUGUUUUUAUGAAGUAUCAAUUCACUAUCCA
Vigna unguiculata (cowpea) is the source of this 1025-nucleotide messenger RNA. RefSeq lists its product as uncharacterized. NCBI's taxonomy places the organism in Eukaryota, Viridiplantae, Streptophyta, Magnoliopsida, Fabales, Fabaceae. The record is from RefSeq and is a predicted model, not a curated record.